Trichoderma asperellum CBS 433.97 is the source of this 1163-nucleotide messenger RNA. The record is from RefSeq and is a predicted model, not a curated record. Lineage: Eukaryota; Fungi; Ascomycota; Sordariomycetes; Hypocreales; Hypocreaceae.
CUCCUCACGUCGCUGUUUUCUUUGAUAUAUGGCUAUUUGUCAGGCCGCUCGUGGCAGAGACCGAUGUCAAUCUCCGCGACGCCACUGGAAGCACUGUCUUGCACAUUGCUGCUGGACAGGGCUACCCACAUACCGUGAAGGACCUACUGGAACAAGGCGCCCGGAUGGACCUUGCUGAUUCCAGCGGCGCGUACCCUCUUCACAGGGCGGUGCGGCGAGGAAACUAUGAGACACUUGAGCAAUUACUCGCACACAUCACAGAUCCGAAACUCGUCGAUAUCCCGGACAAGUACAAAUUCACGCCCAUGCAUGUGGCUUGCCAGCUGGGAUGGACCAAAUGCGUCGUCAUCCUACUGAAGCGUGGUGCCAGCCUGUCUAAUGAGAGUGGAGCGAUCGAGACACCGGUAGGCCUCGCCAUCGAGAACGGUCAUAUAGGCGUAAUGGUCAAGUUCCUGUGUGAGGCCGGCGUGGACACGUCAUAUGAAGACCUGCUUGGUCAGACGGCGCUUCAUAAAGCAUGCAUAUUUGGCCAUCUAGAUCUUGUUGAGUAUCUGUUAGAUACAUGUGCAGUGCUUGUGGACGCUAGGGACAAGUCUGAGCGAACACCGCUCUAUUUCGCGGCCGAGAAGGGCCAUCUCGACGUUGUGGAUAGUCUUCUCCGGCAUGGAGCAAAUAAAAAUAGCUUGGAUAGGCGCCGCGAGACAGCCCUCUUCAAGCCAGCUGGUAAUGGGCACGUCAAGGUGGUAGAGCGCUUGUUGGAGUCUGGUAUUGAUGCCACUAUUCCGGAUCUCUGGAAAAGAACGCCACUCAGAUUCGCCGCGAUGAAAGGCCACCGUGAGAUUGUCCGUCUACUGCUCGAAAAGACACAGAUACAGCAGGACCUACCGGAUUGGGUCGGCCGGACUGUUCUCCAUAACGCGGCUGCCGCGGCAGAGGCUGGGCAUCAUCAGCUUGUUCAGCUGCUGCUGCAGAACAACGCCAGCCCCGACCUGGCCUGCCUCCGGGGAGGCUUCACGCCGCUCCAUCUCGCCGCCAAGGGAGGCCACGAGGCUGCCGUCCGUGUGCUUGCUGCCGUCGCUUUUGUCAACGCAACGGACGACUUGGGCCGCACGCCCCUGCAUGUGGCUUGUCUGGAUGGCCACAAUGGGGUUGUGAACGCGCUU